Molecule: messenger RNA, 1737 nt
Organism: Cyphellophora europaea CBS 101466
Lineage: Eukaryota; Fungi; Ascomycota; Eurotiomycetes; Chaetothyriales; Cyphellophoraceae
Exons: 1
Coding region: 1-1737 (578 amino acids)
Biological process (GO): GPI anchor biosynthetic process
Cellular component (GO): membrane; glycosylphosphatidylinositol-N-acetylglucosaminyltransferase (GPI-GnT) complex
Source: RefSeq, a predicted model, not a curated record
AUGACGACUCCCGAACAAUCCGUUGAGGCCAGUAGGGCAACAACGCCCACUCCGGCGCCGUCACCUGUUCCGCCGCCUGUCCCCGUCGAGACUCAUCCCAACCGAGGGGCGUUCAAACAGCCAAAGCAGCCCACACCAGAAAGCGGUCACCUUGCCCCAGAAGAUGCCUACAAGACAUUCUCCCCGCCACGCCUCAAGCCACUCACCGAGAUCAAUGGCUCGGCGGCGGCGGCGGCGGCAGCGGCAGCCCUUCGUCCCGCUGUAGCGUCCCUUCGUGCGCCACCGGCAAUUCCGCCUGUCGCUGCGCGUUUAGCUGAAGAAAGACGGAGAAGUGCCAGCAGGAGGAGGAAACAACCGCGAGUAUGGAAAAAGUUGCUCUGGGUGAAGCAACACGGCUUUCCCGACAACUAUACCGACACCGAGACUUUCCUCGAUCACCUCCAACGGAAUCCACGCCUACGCCCUUACGACUUCUGGCCGUUGGUAGCGGAUUCGACCGUUAUCGUCCAACACGUCUGCUCCGUCACCAUCUUUGUCUGCGCAUACGCUGGUAUCUACCAGGAUCGACUAUCUCCUACGACCGUUGUCACAUGGGGCACUGUGGUUACACUCGCUGGCUGGGUCCUCUGGGAUAGAUGGCUGGGCCAGGAUGAAGCUUAUCGAGGCCCUGUCACUUCGAAAGCUCCUACCGACGUUGAUGAAGUAUCAAGUACAAGCUCUGGAGGUUACGCUGGGCCAACACUGGGAAAUGGUCAUAUCAACGGACAUGUGAAUGGAGAACUGCGUGGCAAGGGAUUGGGCCUGAGUCUCUCGACCUCGGACCUAGCAGCCAAGAAUGAGGAACUUCAACCGAAUGGACAUGGGCAAUCGCUCUCCAAAUCUUCAAUGCAGUCAAUGUCACCAAUCGAAGGGCUGCAAUUUUCAUCACUUCAAGCACGCUCACCGACCCUGCCAUCGCCCAUUGUAUCACGAUCUCCCACUACCCUUACAACCAUCUCAGCACGUAACCAAGCGCGUUUGAAGACCUUCAAGUCCGCCCUGCUGAUCUAUUUCGCCCUUCUCGGCCUAUCACCUAUUCUCAAGUCGCUCACGAAAUCCACAUCCUCCGAUUCUAUCUGGGCGUUAGCUACUUGGCUUCUCAUAAUCAACAUCUUCUUCUUCGACUACCGGAGUCUCACACCAUCGACUCUGUCUGGAGCUUCAACGCGCUCUACGACAAGACCCAUGCCCUCGACUCCGGCAACCUCCCAUUCUCAGGCCCCGCCAUUUCCCUCCUCCCUUUCUACCAAUGCUGCCUUGAUGGCAUCCACCGUUCUCGCCUCCCGCCUCCCAUCCACGAGCUCCGUCUUCAGCCUCACGCUCUUCAGCAUUCAAGUCUUCGGCCUCUUUCCCGUCUUUCGCCGUCACUUGCGCAGCGUCUCUUUGCCUCUGCACGUCCUUCUCACUACCGCUCUGAUCCUUUUGUCCACCUCCUCCCUCAACCUGAUCCUCUCACAAUCCUACACUCACACCUAUGGAGACUGUGGGUACUGCCUUUCCUGGCUAUGGCACGUCGUCUUCCGGGGUUUUACGGGAAUUGUUGUCUUCGGCGGCAGCACUGUCUUCAUGAUGGGCGCCUGUAGCUGGUGGUUGAUAGGUUUGCAGCGUUAUAAGAACGUGGUGAUUGGACCGUGGGAUACCGCGAAGCCGGUUCUGGCCAGCGGGGUCCAUGGGCGGAGAGGUACGGUCACAGAAUGA